GAGUUAUAACUGAUUGCCGUCCUAGUUGGGCUGUGUUUCAUGUAGUGAUUGUAAUUAGGAUCCUCGUUAUCUCUGUGUUCUCCCCCCUCACCCCUGGGUGUGUGGUACAGUCCGGGGUGAGCUGUCUCAGAGCGGGUCACGUGUCUCUCUCCUUCCCUCCCGCUCUCUCUCGUGAUACAGCCGCGUCUCCGGGGUUUUCCAUACUCCUGUGGUGCAUACCUGACCAAGAUGAGGACAAGGAAACACCAGAGCCCGGUAGAGUCCGGUUGGGUGGACAAACACAAAUGUGAGAACGGAACUUUGCUUCCUUGUGAGGCCCAGGCAACGGCUGCCAAGAAGGGGAAUGAUGCCACCAACGGCAUUGCCCAGCACGAACCUAUGGAGAACGACCUUAAGAAAGUCAACGGUAAAAAACAGAAGAGGAGACGAAGGUCUCCCAAGAACAAAGCUGUGAUGCCCAAGGUGGACAAUGUGCUGUUUGGCUUAAUGGCGGACGCAGUGUGGCUUGAUAAAUAUUUGUACGAUGAGGCCGAAUGCGGCUAUCAUGCCAAGCUUGCCGCAGUGCAGCCCAAGGUGUUGGAGAAUCGUCCUCAUGUGAAAGUGGCUUCCGUUAAGGAAGUAGCAGCGACAAAGAAGCCUACAGAGAACUGCACCCACAGCGCUAUGACGGCUUGUCACCAUGUGGAUAAUGGAGUCUGGGUUAAUAAGUUCAAUUUUGAAGAUGCUGAGAGCCAGUUCAUCGUGCAGUUUGCAUCUCCCCUUGCCCCUCGAGCCCUCAACCUCAACCUGGUUCCUCAUGACCGUGCAGCGAUUAGAUCCACCCAGAGAACACCCGAUGAAGGGUAUUCUAGUGCGACUCCAACUCCAGCUGCCCGGGACGGGUUGACCAUUAAUGAAGUCAUUGAUUCUGAGCCAACGGUCAACGGAAAGCCACACUGGGCAGCCAUACAGGACCUGUUGUCUGAGGUGUGGUUGGAUAAGUCCCGGUAUGACCAAGCGGAGCAAUGCUUCUAUGAGCACGCUGCUAAUUCGCAGGCGACAUUACCGCAUCAAUCCAACCUCAAUUGGAGCGUGAAUUCUGGAAAAAAGGGAAAGCGGGACAGAUACAAUCGUAAGUCUGCCGGAAGGCAGCCGUCUAACAAAAAAGAUCUUCCCAGUAUUCCGGAGGAGACCGCCGUGUAUUACCCCGCGUACUUCCUCCACAGCGGCAGCGAGAGCGUGUGGCUUAAUAAGACUACUUACGAUCGAGCCGAAGCGUGUUUCUAUGCCGCUCAAGAAAUGUCGGUUGCUGUUAAAUCCAGCCAGACCAUUGUAGCCAAAUUGCCUCGGCCAGUAAAACCCAAACAUCAGGACAAGAACAGAAAAAUGGCAGCUUCUUGCUUGAGCACAGAGAAGAUCUGGUUUGACAAAUACAAGUAUGACGACGCAGAGAGACAGUAUUAUGAAGACCUGAGCAAUGCCGGAACCAACGCUCACAUUCAGACACAGCAGGAGGACGGAGCAAGCACAAUCCUCAGGGACAUUGCCAGAGCCAGGGAGAAUAUCCAGAAAUCGCUCGCCGGAGUGAGUACCAGACCUCACCAGCAGGAGCUCAGGACAGUGCUGCAUAGUCCUAAGGAAGGCCCGACUGCCCCUCCCCAGAGACAAUCGGGGUCCUGUACUAGCACAGCCGCAGCCCCCAACAGCAAUGGAGACAGCGGUGACCUCCAGGACCGGGUCGCCAAUCUAGAACACGAGAACCAGCAUUUACAUAAAGUGGUGAAGGAUCUGCAGCUCGCCAUCUCCAAGCUGGAAAGCCGGAUCGGUGUGCUGGAGAAAAAUGCUACCUCAGAAAAGGUGGAAAUAAAAUUUCCGAUUUUGUGCGAAUUGCCAGUCCCAGAACCCAACAGAGCUUGUCCUCCCAGACCGGCUCCUGAACUCAAGAAAGAGGUAGAAGAGGAUGACGAUGAUGAUAUUGACUUGUUCGGCAGCGAUGAUGAGGAAGAUGCAGAAGCUGAGAGAAUCAGAGAAGAGAGACUAAAGCAGUAUGCAGAGAAGAAAUCCAAGAAGCCGGGACUCAUCGCCAAGUCCUCCAUCCUGCUGGACGUGAAACCAUGGGACGACGAGACGGACAUGGCGAAGUUGGAGGAAUGCGUUCGCACUGUUCAGAUGGACGGUCUGCUCUGGGGCUCCUCCAAGCUGGUUCCUGUGGGCUACGGCAUCAAGAAGCUGCAGAUACAGUGCGUGGUGGAAGAUGACAAAGUGGGCACCGAUCUCCUGGAGGAGGAGAUCACCAAGUUUGAAGACUAUGUGCAGAGCGUGGACAUCGCAGCAUUCAACAAAAUCUAACAUAACCUAAAGGCUGGACUGAUCAACAAAUAAACGGCAAUGAAACCUCC
Messenger RNA from Rana temporaria (common frog), 2378 nucleotides. RefSeq lists its product as uncharacterized. NCBI's taxonomy places the organism in Eukaryota, Metazoa, Chordata, Amphibia, Anura, Ranidae. The coding region runs from base 229 to 2328 and encodes 699 amino acids. Gene Ontology annotation, molecular function: translation elongation factor activity; guanyl-nucleotide exchange factor activity. Gene Ontology annotation, cellular component: cytosol; eukaryotic translation elongation factor 1 complex. Gene Ontology annotation, biological process: translational elongation. The record is from RefSeq and is a predicted model, not a curated record. The transcript is spliced from 11 exons.